This is a messenger RNA of Pleuronectes platessa (European plaice), 3102 nucleotides long. RefSeq names its product myosin regulatory light chain interacting protein a (gene mylipa). The record is from RefSeq and is a predicted model, not a curated record. Lineage: Eukaryota; Metazoa; Chordata; Actinopteri; Pleuronectiformes; Pleuronectidae. Gene Ontology annotation, biological process: ubiquitin-dependent protein catabolic process. The coding region runs from base 192 to 1637 and encodes 481 amino acids. Gene Ontology annotation, cellular component: cytoskeleton. The transcript is spliced from 7 exons. Gene Ontology annotation, molecular function: ubiquitin-protein transferase activity.
UGAUAUAGGCUACAGCUGGUGGCCGCAGCUUCGCCACACGGAGGGAAAGGGUGAGAAAGUGACGAGGGAUUCAUGAAGGGGCUUUUUAGUUUUGUUUUAAGUGAAGAAGGUUCGAGAAUUGUGGGACUGUUUGAGAAGGGUGGCUCACACACCCAGCCAGCGACAGAGGACACGCGGGACGGGGAAAUAAGAUGCUCUGCCACGUUACUCGUCCGGAUUCGGUGGUGAUGGAAGUGGAAGUUGAUGGCAAGGCGAACGGUGAAGACUGUCUGAAUAAGGUUUGCAGAAUGUUGGGCAUAAUUGAAGUGGACUACUUUGGGCUGCAGUUCACCGGCAGCAAAGGCGAGAACCUGUGGCUGAAUCUGAGGAACCGCAUAUGCCAGCAGAUGGAUAACGUGACGCCGUGUCGACUGAGGCUGCGGGUCAAAUUCUUCGUGGAGCCCCAUCUCAUUCUGCAGGAACAGACGAGACACGUUUUCUUCAUGCACGUGAAGGAGGACCUGCAUAACGGUCACCUACGAAUGGGCUCGGAACAAGCGGAGGAGCUGAGCGCGCUCCUGGCACAGGCGGAGUUCGGCGACUACAACCAAAACACGGCGCAGUACUGCUACUCGAAGCUGUGUGGAGAGGAGCCCAGCACGGCCACCAUCAACAGUGUCGUAUCCAGACAUAAAGCCCUGGAAGGUUCGAGUCCGGGCUCGGUGGAGUAUCAGGCUCUGCAGCUGGUCUCCUCUCUGGAGCAUUACGGCGUGGAGUGGCACUGGGCUCGGGACGCGCACGGUCAGCGGAUGGCCAUCGGAGUCGGCCCUGAGGGAAUCGCCAUCUGCAAGGAGGACUUCAGUUUAGUCAACAGAGUCAGCUAUCCCAUCAUUCAGAUCGCCACCCAGUCGGGGAAGAGUGUGUUUCUGACGGUCACCAAGGACACAAACGACAGCGUGGUGCUUCUGUUCAAGCUCAUCAGUAACCGAGCAGCCAGCGGUCUGUACCGGGCCAUCACAGAGACACACGCCUUCUACAGGUGUGACACGGUAACAAACGCAGUCAUGAUGCAGUACAGCAGAGACUUCAAGGGCCACCUGGCCUCACUCUUCCUCAACGAAAACAUCAACCUGGGCAAGAAAUACGUGUUCGACAUCCGCCGCACCUCCAAGGAAGUGUACGACCACGCCCGCCGCACGCUCUACAACUCGGGCGUCUCGGACCUGGUGUCCCGCUCCGGCAGCGGCGAGCGUUCGUCCCCCCCGAGCUCCCCGAGCAGGGACGACCAGCAGGACGAGGGGCUGGACUGUGGCAGCUGCCAGCAGAGCCGAGCGCUGCAGGAGAGGCUGCAGAAGCUCCGGGAGGCUCUGCUGUGCAUGCUGUGCUGCGAGGAGGAGAUCGACGCGGCGUUCUGCCCCUGCGGCCACAUGGUGUGCUGCCAGACGUGUGCAAAUCAGCUUCAGCUGUGUCCCGUGUGUCGGUGCGACGUGGAGCACGUGCAGCACGUCUACCUGCCCACCUGCACCAGCCUGCUCAGCCUGACGCUGACCGACAACCACCAGCACCACAGCAGCGUCCCAGCACCCAUCCGCAGGGAGCCGGCGUCCCCCCACACCUGCACCCCCACAGAGUACGAACAUAAGAUCUACCACACAUGAAGACGACUCCGCCUAGGAACACACCAAACUGCAGACCUGCCAGAUUCUGGUUUCACAAGGGAGGACCCGUUUUCUGAUCCUUCAGCGUUUCCUGCCAGCAACUAUCACACAGAGAGAUUCUGAGCAUAAUCAAAGAUCAACCACUCCUUCAGCUUGUGUGUGUGUGUGAGUGUGUGUGUGUGUGUGACUGAGUGCUUCAUUAUUAUUUUUCCAUUUGCGCUCUGGACAACUUUGUUUAGUUGUUUCUUAACAUCUUUGCCGUUUGUUGUGUAUGAUUCUGUCCAAAUCCUUUGUUGAUUUCAAACAUCAUCCCUCGGCACAGUAUGAUUGUGGAUUAGAUUCGUAUUGUCCGUGUUUGUUGAAUUGUUGCAUCAGUUGAUCUGAUCCAGAAAGAAACAUUCGUAUGUUUGUGAAUUAUGCUUUAGAUUUUUUUAUUAUUCGGUCCAUAUCAGGCUCCUAGCCCCCGAACCCGAACCAUACGCUGAACUUCUGUGUUUUACGCCAGCGAAACUGUCCACAAUAGCUGAGUCAUUAUUUAUUUUUUCAUUUUAAAGCUUUUUCCGUUUUAAACUGUUUGCGAACUGAAUUUUAUGGUCUAACGGAGUGAGAUGAGUUUUAUUUUUCUGAGAUUUCAUCUGUUUUUCAUGUCCAAUGUUCGUCCGAAGCCAAUGAGGAUGGAUAUGGAGGCGAAGCGGCGUCGCUCUGGAUGGAGCACUGUGUACUAUAAUGUGUGAUGGGACCACCGUUGCCUUGUUUGGGCGUCUUGUUAUUUGAGCCCAAUCAGAGCUGUAUCUCGCUAACACUCCAUCACCUCGAAACGGGUCUUGGUGAUUUACUGCCACUUUUGUCCAAAACGAGCCUGGUUUCAUAGAUUCCUGCUCCUUUUACACGUCUCUGUAGAAAUUAGGCAAUUUUUUUUUGUUAUUUAUGAACAAAACCAUCCAGAGCAGCUGCUUCCUCUGAAAUCCUGAUAUUCUUUACUUCUCUGGGUUUACUAGCGAGUUCUUUUUGAUAUUUUUUUAAAGGGUACUAGGAGAUCUGCCUGUGCAAUACUUGCUUUCCUUUUUGAAAAGCUUAUUACGUUAUAUUUAAUUUCAAAUACUAUAUAUUUAAAAGGAAGAAAAAAAAACCAACAUUGUCACUUUACCAAGGAAGUUUUCUGUUUUGUCUGUAGGGGAUUUGGCCUUAAAGUAGCAGCAUCACUGUUUAUUAUGAACUUUCCACAGACUUGCUUUUUUUUCUGGUAAGAAAAAGGAAAACUUAAAACGCUGACUUGAUUAAGCUCAGUCACUGCAGGGGAAGGACUUUUAUUUUCACGUUGUACAAGUAGCAAUUUGUUUCUGUUUUCUGAAGCAAAAGCCGCGAUAUGCUCUGUAAGAUAACUCUUAGAUUAAAUCUUUUUAUAUAUAUAUAUAUUCUGCUUUAACAAAAGAGAAAGUAUUAAUAAAGUUGUUUUUUAAAAACA